CGCGUGUGGUACCCUGUAGUGUACACUAUUGUAACAUUAAACUGAGGAAUUGUAACAUGGCGUCUUUUGUAACACUGAAUUGUGUUAGCAGUACAUGGUACAGUAUUGAAGAAUAUAUAAUACAGUAUUGAAUACAUAGUACAGUAUUGAAUACAUAGUACAGUAUUGAAGAAUACACGGGAAUACGGAUUGUAAUUGACGCUUACAAUCGAUAUUGUCAGUUGUUAAGUCUUGGUGAAGUGUUGUAGUGCGUUAGUGUGCGUGUUAGUGCGCUAGUGAGUGCUUUAGGCUGCAGUGUUCCGUGUAGUGUGAGAGAGGUUAUGUGAUGCAUCUUAACCAUGAUGGAGAGUCUGGAAUUCCGCGAGAAGUUGUUAUACCCUGGCAUCACACCCACCAUACACUGCAAUACUUGCAAGCCCAACUCCAGGAGACGCCCGCCCCGCCCACGUCCACUCUCCUCGCCCCUCAACGGAUACGCCCACACUGGCGAGCCGCACACCAAGCACAGUGAAGAACAAAAUGAAAAUGGGGAACUGGUGAAGCUGAGCGAGGAGUCGCUCAUGCGACAGCCUGAAGAAGUCUUCGAUAUUAUCUGUAAAUUGGGUGAAGGAUCCUAUGGGAGUGUGUACAAGGCAUUACACAAAGAGUCAGGUCAGGUGCUGGCCAUCAAACAAGUACCCAUUGACACAGAUCUACAGGAGAUAAUUAAGGAAAUCUCCAUUAUGCAACAGUGCGACUCCCAUCAUGUUGUCAAAUACUACGGUUCCUACUUCAAAGAUUCUGACCUAUGGAUUGUUAUGGAGUACUGUGGUGCUGGUUCAGUAUCUGACAUCAUGAGGUUACGGAAGAAAACACUCACCGAAGAAGAAAUAGCAACAGUUAUAUACGAUACUUUACGAGGGUUAGAGUAUCUCCACCUCAGAAGAAAAAUUCACCGGGAUAUCAAAGCCGGAAAUAUCUUGCUUAACACUCAAGGUCAUGCUAAACUAGCAGACUUUGGUGUGGCAGGUCAACUGUCUCAACAAGCCCCUCAACUACAGUUGCCAAGAUUGAACUUGCAGGCUGAGCAAGAUAACAAAAAUAACCAACACAACCAAACCCAUCAUCAUCACAACCUUGCUAAUACUGAACUUCAGGAUGAAGAUGAUAUCGAUAGCAGUACCAUGGUUCGUUAUAGUGCCAGCAGUGGGGAUAGUGGCACUCUUAAGCCCCUCAAUAAUGAUGGCACUUUGAUGGCUCCUUUAGACUCGGGGGGAACACUGAAAGCACCAGUUGGAACAGGAACGCUCAACACAGACCUCGGGACUAUGGUCAUAAACUCAGAUAAUGCUGAUGAUGAUGAGGAUUCCACCAUGAAGAGACAUGACACAGCUCCUGGGGAGCGACUUGACCGGCCACUCUUCCUCGAUUAUUUUGAUAAAAAAGAACAGGAAAAAAAGGCAAGAAGUAAAGGCUUGAAAAACACCUCUCCAUUGGAUCAGGUGACGGCGCAACAGUACGUGGGUACUGGUCGGCCAAUCAUCACACAAGAACAUCCUACUUCACCAUCUACACAGUUGUUAGAUGAGAAGCAUAUAUUGCAAACAACAGCAGCAGCAUUUGCAGAAACAGCAAGCACAACCAGUCAACAGCAGCAACAGCAGGUGCACCUACAACAGCAAUCACAUCAGGUUCUCCAGAGAAAUCAAGACUACGAAAAACAGCAUGCACCUGAUAACACAAAGAUAUAUUCUCCUACGGCCUUAAUACAUUCACAGCCCAAACCCAUGUCUGCAGAAGAACGAAGAAAAUUUGAGAAUGAUCUCCAAAGACAACUAGUACAGAUGAAUAAUCCAGGUAAUCACCAUCCUCUUCCUGCUCGGGGAGUUGCUGCAGAAAACCAACCAAAAUUCCAGAGGUCUUUUAUUGAUGGUGAUUUUGAUUUUCUCAAACACCUGACGUAUGAAGAACUACACCAACGUAUGGCUACCUUAGACCAGGAAAUGGAACGUGAAAUUGAUGAGCUGCGUCAGCGGUAUCAGGCAAAAAGGCAACCUAUUCUUGAUGCCAUGGACCAGAAGAGAAAGAGACAACAGAAUUUCUAGCAUAUUUGCACUGUGUAUAGUUGUUGUACAGUGAUCUCUUCUGUAAGCUUCCAGGACAUUUUUGAUGCAAUGGAAGGUACUGUGAUUGCCACAUAUUGUGAAGGAAAUUUCUUUGUAUGACCAAAAUAUUAAUGAGAAUGGAUUGUGUAAGCUAUAAGUAAUAAAUGAUUUUAUGAAAACAUUUUGUGGAUCUUAAAAAUGGAUGAAGUCUAAAAGAUAAAAUCUUGUAGUGAAGGAAAAUGCAGGAAUUGGUGUGUAGUUGGUUGCUGGAUGUCAUAACUGUGUGUGCCAUGUGAUUAUUUAGUGGGUGCAGUAGAGAAAUGAUUGCAUAAAUGGAAGGUUGCUUAGGCACCUUGAAACAAUGAUGGACAACUUGAUGACAAAAUGUUUUAUUUGCUAAUACCCUGUGGUUAAAACUCAAGGGUGUUGGUUUUGUGGAAAAGUUAUUUGCUGGAUUGUUGUGACCUGAGCUUGACUAAAUAUCUUCAGAAUAACUUUUAGUAUUAAAGUUAGAUAAAAUUAAAUUAUCCCAGCAAUAAUAAUAAAACAAAACCCUGAGGAAAUUAAUAAUAUGCAUACUUGCUUUUGAAUAAGUUGAAUAGAAAAAAUGCAGGAUAGAAGUUAAUCACAUUUACCUCUUGUUUUAUCCACAUUUCACCUCGAAUACGGUGACUAGUAUAAAAAUCUUAAUUUUUAAUAACUUUUUAAAUUUAAUUUUUUUUUAUUUGUAUUUUACUAUUUUGGUCCUGACAUUUCUGUUAACACAAUUUGUAUAGUUCUAUAAUUUGCAUUUUACAUGUGUUCAAACUUUUCACUGUGAAUGUAUUCUUAGCAAGUGCAUGCACACCCUAAAACACUGACAACAUAUACACACAUGCACGCUAACUUGAAUAAGUAAUGACAGUAAACCCUCUAUUAACACACAUUUUGUUCCUGACAAUUGCUGCCUACUUUAAAAUCACUUUGCGUGAAGUGAAUUACAUGGGGAAAAUAGGGUUACAUUCCAGACUCCUCCAAAUCGCCAAACUUUUUUUUUUCUUCUUUUUAAGCUCCUUACAUGUGGCAAAAUUUAGACUUUUUAAUAAAAAUAUAUUUUUUGAAAUAGAACUAUAAAAAAAAAGAAAAAUGGAAUUUUAUAGCGUGUUGAAGUUGAUUAAUUGUGGGCAAAUUGUAAAAUGAAUAUAAUGCGCUGAGUGCAAUAUAUUAAUUUUUAUUGACAAGUUUUUAAUAUCUAAUACUAUGUACAGUGGAACCUCAAUUUACGAGUUUUUCCUCAUUUAAAUUAACUGAAAUGCCAUUAAUCUGUUCCAGCGGAAUUCCUGCUCUCUGGAGGUAGGACAAUACUUGAAUAUGAUGCUAAUAUCAACUCUAUGGCUUAUUUAUCUAUCACAAUUCAUCUAAUAUGACAUAAUAUAAUUAACACAGAAACAUGAUAUAUACUCUAGAAUGAAUAAAAUAAGCCAAAGUGUGGCAAGUGAUGAUGGCGGCGGUGUCGACCAUUUCCUCUCCCAUUCCGACUAGUAUUUUCCCAUGCUCUUAAGAGAUUAUUAUUAUUAUUAUAAUCAAGGGGAAGCGCUCAACCCGGAGGAUUAUACAGCGCCUGGGGGGGGGGGAUGUGGAAGGCAUUCAGGCUUAAUUCGGGGAACUGGAGCACAGAUCCAAUUUUCUAAAUCAAGAGCCCCUCACCAACAUCAAGGAACCUUCCUUGAGGGGUUAAUAUAAGAGAAAAUGUUUGCGAGGCUAACUAGAUCACUAGUUUCAUAAGGAAAACACUGAAACAAUGUAUUUAUAAAUAAGAAAUACAUAAAAACGUAACAGAGAAUGUAAAGAAAUGUACCGUUUAUAUAAAGUGUAUACAGUGGAACCUCAAAUAUCGAACUUUCUUCAGUCCAGAAGGCUGUCCAAGUGCUGUUACCGAAUGAAUUUAUUCCCAUCAGGAAUAAUGUAAAUUAGAUUAGUCCAUUUCAAACCCUCAAAAAUACACUUAUAAAAGCACUUACAAAAAUACACUUACAUAAUUGGUUGAGCUGGGAGCAGUUCGAUUUUUGAGGUUCCACUGUACUUAAACACUGGAGUAGAGAUGGUGGCAGAGGUUGAGGGUGGGGAGAUAUUAUUAUUAUAAUCAAAAAAGAAGCGCUAAGCCACAAGGACUAUACAGCGGGGUGGGGAGAUAGGCAGUGCGGUGUAUGAUGUCAUUGGUCCUACAAACCUCCAAUAACUUUGGAGGAGUUAGUUUCAUUUCGUCAUUUUUCUAGCGCUUAACUUACUUGCUACAAUUUAUUGAUGAACUUAACUGCUACGAUUUGUUUUACAUUUUUUUUUCACUUCGCUCUUCACUGAUUUACUUGCUACACUUGGAAAUUAUUGUAAUGCCAUUGGCUGGCGCUAUAGCCUUUGUCAACCCCUGCUGCUUUAGUACGUAUCGUAGAUGUACUACGUUGAUAUUGUCUGGCUAAAUCAAUAACCCAUACACCUUACUUAUGUUUAUCUGUGAUUUCAUGCUUUAAUUCCAUGGACAUCCUCUUUUUUUUUCUCGGCACUGUCGUUUGCACUUACUUUCUUAUAACCCAUGGUUAGAAACAAGAAUUUUGGCAAAAGAACUGCAGAAAAUGGAAGGAAAUCACCACAAAAUAUCCUCCCAGAGUGAGGUAAACAUGUGCACUGCUCACUGGAUGUGGAAUUGGAUCUGUGCUCCAGUUCCCUAAAUUAAUAAUAAUUCUAAUACGUACGUACUAAGAAUAAUAAUAACGAGGAUCUUCAGACCACCACUAGUUGGCACAGUGCACUGUGGGAGGAGAUUUUGUCGUGAUAUCCUUCCAUUUUCUGCAGUUAUUUUGCCAAAAUUCUUGUUUCUAACCAUGGGUUAUAAGAAAGUAAGUGCAAAGGACAGUGCUGAGAAAAAAAAAGAGGAUGAUGCCCACGGAAUUAAAGCGUGAAAUCACGAACAAAUGAGGUGUGCGGGUUGUAGAUUGUGGGGAAAGCUGGCUCGUAGCUCGGAUGUUGGCUCGUAACUCAGAGGAAAAAACUGACCAAGCGACGGCUCAUAUCUUUAAAAAUUCGUAUGUUGGGACACUCGUAAGUCAUGGUUCUACUGUAAUUUGAUUUUUUUACGAUGCUAGUUGUUUCAAAGUGUUUUACUAUUUAAAAUAGGGCGAGACUCAGCCCUGACACACGUGGAAUAUCCAGUAUUAGUGUGUGUGUUUUUCUUUCUUUCUUUCUUUCUCAAUAGCCAUCUACUGAGGCAAGGUAACCCGAAGAAGAAAACAUUAACCAUCAUUCAGUCACUAUGUUGCCAGACGUGUGCUGACAUCACAAAUCAGAUUACCCUGCGAGUACACACUGCUCUUCCAACCUCCAUGACAAGCCAGGCUCAGUUUACAUGUACUUGAAUCACUUCAUAAUAGUUCUCUCAUACUCCAAGGAUGUCCAUUAAAAUCCACUUGUCUAUAUUCUAACACGCUCACAUAAGCCUGCUGAAUGCUUAAGCCUCUAAAAAAAAGUCUUUUAACACCAACCCCCCCACUCUACCUUCCACCCUAGAUUUAUAUGCUCUCUUUGUCAUCCAAUCCCUCUCCAUGCCCAGACCACCACAGUAACCCCUCCUCAAUUAUCCCCUUGGUGAAAUCACAUUGAUUUUUAACUCUAAAUUCAAUGCACGAUAUUCACACCACGCAUUGCUCUCAAAUGUCUCCAUGGCCUGCAGCCUUGAAAACCUAUAGCUCACACCUAUAAAAAAGUGUUGGUACCACUACACUGACACAGUUUUCCUUAUAUAUUUUGAUUGUUUUUGUCAUCUAACACUAUGUAUAAGGAAAUCUUAUGAUAAUACAAUUGAUUCAGGUGUGAUACCUCUCGACACAUGUAAAUAAGUAGCACUGACUUUCCUAGGUUUAUACUCGGUGAAAAAUAUACAUUUAUCUGUGUUCUCUCAAGACCAUUGUAAAAAUGUGUUUACAUAUGCCUAAAUAAAUAAUACAUUGUACAGAUGCAGGGUGGCAUGUCAAACAUUUACUAAUGUCCUGCUAAGUCAUUGUUAUUCAUGAUGUACUGUCUAGCCCUACAUUUUUUUCUAGGCUAGGCAUGACAAGUCACCCAAACAGUUGAGCUAUGAUAUAAAAUAGCUGUCAGCACAUUUGAGGCCUACAAAAAUUUGCAGUUGUGUAAGUCAUCUCCAGAGGGGUCACCCUGCUUAUGUAUAAGUCAUCCCUAAUUAAAAGGUUAAUAUUCUACUAGGUAAAAACUACUUGCUAUCUACUUCACACUUUUCUGUUACUUGAAGCAUCUGAAGAGUGUGGGGAUGAUUAACAUGGGCUUACUAGGCCAAGUUAGAUGUAACAUUAUAAAGAUAAAAACUAAAUUUCCUUACCAAAUUAAACCAGACAUACAGAAACUGGCCCCCACACACAACCAAAAAAAUAUUAAAGAUGAAUGCAUUUGAAAAGUAAUAAAGUGUUGAGAGGCUGCAUCUGGGACAUGUGGAGAGAACUGCAAAUUAUGGCUUUGUUUCCCAGCAAGGUUACGACAUCACAGAUUUCUGUAACUUUGCAAGACACAUCUGAAUUGUCUACAAUUUUUAUUGUAUGAUCUAUGCAUGAGGGGCAAAUAAUGUAGUGUUUAAUGGACAAGAACUUGGAGAGCUACAUCACACACUUUGGUCAAACUGAAAUAUAAAGUCAGCAAGGAAAUUGCAUGCUUUCAACUCUCUCAAAACAUAACUAUGUUGAUGUGAUAAUAUAACAGGGCAGCAGCUGACAUGAAACUUAAACACUGCUUUGCUUUACCUAGCAAGGUGUGGGAAUCUCAAAAAUAUGUUUGGGCAGUGAGCUGGUAUUUUGGCAGCCUCAGUGCAGAUGUUUACUGUACCUCCACUACAACAUAACAUUAAAACAUUUAUUCACUUUAUUAUUAAUCACCAACAUAUUCAAUAAUGUAGAAAUAUAGGUGUAGGUAUAUCAUCACUGUUAAAGGCACAUGAAUGUAUAAUUACGAUAACGUACAAUAAUUGGUUAAUCAAGAUCAGUCGUCCACUGACCUUUGGAGGAGUCUUGAUGUAAUUCACUGAACAUUUUCUGAUAUUUUAUAAUGGAUGUUUUAUAAAAAUUAAACAUUCACUAGUCAUUUUUUAAAAUAUUUAGGAAAAAUGCUGUCUAAUGGACAUGACUUGUUCUGGCUUAGCAAGAAAGGUGGGAGGCUGGGGAGGGUAUGCUUGUGACCCAGCAAGUAGAUUGUAAAAAUCUAUGGUGCACAUCAAUUAAUGAUAUGCUGAUUCUUUCGUGCUUUAUGAUGCAUAACAUUAAAUAUUUUAGCAUAUUAAAAACUGGGUUGCAUUUUUUAAUAAUGCUAAUGCAAAAUCGGGCUGUCUGCUGUGUUAAUUGAGGGUUUAAUGUGUGUACAAAUUCUGGGCAUUAGAUACAUAUCAAAUUAUCCCAGCUGAUACAUGGGGAGAAAAAAAAAAAAGACAGGACAUCAAAGUUAAAAAUGCUCAAAGAAACAGAAAAAAAAAAGCACAAAGGAAUAAUAAUUACUCAGAAACAGAAAAGCAGCAGCAGCACAGGCUAAGCAUACAAACAUUAGAGUGGCAUUAAGUAAUCUAAACAAAGACUUGUUCAAAUUACUCUUUACCUCAUACAUGCAUAGCCCAUAGUCUUAAAGGCUAUAUUUUACUGUUGCUAAGACAGUCGGAUGAAUAACUCUCUAGAGCCUUAAAGAAUUAUUUUCUGAGUGUUUAUUACAGCAUGUGCUCUGUGAUCCCUGUGUUCUGUUUGUGCUUCAAAAAUUAAAUUGCAUUUCUGUAAUAUUUCAUUUAUCGGCAUUGUAGUAUGUUACAAUUUAUUUUUAUGACAAACCUAACUUAAAUACAGUAGCAUAAAUCAAGAAAACCAUAUGCAAGAAGUUGACUUAGACUUGUGAGCAAGUGUUGACAUACAAUCUAUUCUUGCCAUAAGCACCAAUAAAACUACAGGCACUCCAAAGGAAUGUAUUUAGACUGGUGCCUGAACUGACAGAAGUAAGCUAUGAAAGAAGGAAUGAGAGAGCUGGGCCUUUCAUCACUGAAAGAGCAUAGAAUAAGAGGCAAUAUGAUCACAACAUACAAAAUACUUUGAUGGUAUAUGUAGGGUAGGUAAAGAUAGGCUACCAGAGAAGUAACAAGAAUAAGAUGGCACAGCUGGAAAUCAAAUAUAAGAGAGUCAUAGGAAUAUCAGGUAACAGGUUUUUGAUACAAGAUUGCAUGAACUCCUCCAUACAGGGGGUCCCAAAAUAUAUAUAUCACCUAUUUCAUAUCAGGUGAUGUAAAGGAGGUGGGAUCAAAAGCUAGAGCUCUUUCAACUGCCCCUUUUCUUAAAUUCAAAUAGUUAAUUGUGUAUUCAAAACACCCUUCACAUUAUGUACACAACCUACUUUUCAACAUGUAACACCUGUAUGAAGCCCUCAUAUUAGAAAUCAAGAAAGCUUUAAGGGGUUUGCAUUUAGACUGGUGCCCAAGUUGAAGGAAUAAGAUAUGAAAAUAGAAUGCAAGACCUGGUCUUAUGUCACUGGAACAAGAGAUAUGAUGGUAAAAGGGAGCAAAUGACCCAGAAAUAUCUGAAAACACUUCAUAAUACAAAGAAGUGAAAUGAACUGAGCAGUAAUACUAAAGCCGACUAUACACAAGCUCAAAUAUAUGUAUGACAAGGCUGUGUUUGGUCAGUUCAUCAAAAGUUGAGAGGCAGAGUAAGAGCUUAAUUUUGUUUUCUUCCCCUCCCAAACUCAACCCAAAUAAUCAGUUACACAAUGCGUGCACACACACACACACACACAGUCCAAUUUUUUUUUUUAUCUCAUUACAUAGUCAUGGCUCUGCAUAUCUUUCUCAGGGAAUUCAUUUCACUAACUUUUGUCUAAACUCUGCUUAUUUUCUACAUUGUAAAUUAGAUAAGGUAUGACUAUAAAUAUGGAUGUUCAUUCUAAUACUGCAAAUUUGAGGGUGUUGCCUAUGGACAUUCACCUUUUGUGUAAAUAUUUCAAAGAGAUUGACUAUGCAAGUCAAUGGAAACUGCCUCACUUGUGUAACAGCUAAAUCAGCAUCAAAAAGCUUCAGUUUAUGAUGCAGGUGGAUUAUUUUUAGCCAUAGAAUAUAUAAAACUCAAAAACCUGGCUGCCAAUAUUUUUUUUUUUUUUUAAGAUAUUUUAUGUGCCAAUCCAUUUAUAUGUGGAAUAUUGGAUACCCUUAAAAACCACUACUUGUUCAUAAUCUUUUAAAUCCUCCAGAUUUGCAACUGUUAUUGCUGUGUGAUACUUUUUAAAACAUUUAAUAAUCAACUGCAAAAAAAAUAGCUAAUUUCUUCUCAAGUUGUACAUAGUAUUGAUGUAUGUAUAAAGAAUAAAGAAAUUAAUUAUAAAAGCAAAAUAUUAUAAUUGGUAUGCAUUAAACCAAACAACAUAUGUACCAGAAAUGCAUGUAUAAAUGGCACAAAUUGUGAGGUACUGUACUAUGUAUAGGAGUGUAUUGCUAUUUAAUUUGACUUCCCAAACAAUGUAGUAUUAAUGAUGAGUGGAGAGCAGGUAAAUCUCUCUCUGACUUUUGAUUUUAUUAUGAUGAAAAAUUUAGGGGGAUCAUUACUGUUGAUGUCAUUUUAGUUCUUACAAAAUUUACUGCAGGCCUAAUUAUUUUAAGCAACCUUAUUACUUUCAUUAGUUAAUAAUUUCCCAGGGUGAAACUGGAGAUAAUUAGUAUAUGAUAAUGGUUCUGGAGAUGAAUGUAGGUUUGAUGCAAGGGUCCAGCUGAAUGUUUUAAGGCUUGUUUAAAAGUUCAAAAGUUAUCUACGAAUGUCAUUAGCAUUGGAAUUCUUGGUUAUGCUCGAAUAUGUUGUGAAUUAGUAUUUAUUCUGUGACAAUAUUUACAAUUACUUCUGUGUAAAGCGCUGUAUUUUACCACUAUUAUUCUGGGAUAAAAGUUAAAAAGCUUCAUUCUCAUUAUACACAGUUAGUAACAGUUCAUCUUGUCACAAGAUGAGUGACUAGAAUGUGGUAGUUUGCAGAAAUUAAUCAAUCAUAACUUCUAGUCAGAUAAGAAUUAAUUCACCAGUCAUAUGAACUAGAGAGGUUUGGAUAAGUUUUUUGAUUGAGAGUGAUGCAUCCACUACUGACCAGUGUAAUGUAUCAUCUUCAAUAUUUGUCAAGUCAUACUUGUAUAAGUGCCUCAGCAAAUACUUAAGCUUUGUGAUAGGGGAGUCAACAUUUCUAGGAGCAUUUACAAAAGUAUUAACAUAUAUGCCUAUGCAGUGGCAUAAUUAGAAUACUUAUUAAAAUCAAAUUUUACACGUAAACACAUGCAUAUUAAUUCCUAUUAGGAUCUCGGCUAUUUUCCAUCAACACAGGGUGACUCAAAGGAGAAAGAACAUUAACCAUCACUUGUUCCUUAACUGUCUUUACUGAAGUGCACAGAUGAUGAUCUAAUAACACACCAAACUGCAACAGCCCCACCUGUCUUUCAGAUUGUACUUCCCACCUCCAAAACUAAAUUGGUUAACCGGUAUCCCUUCACAGAUAAUAUAAUAAUGUAACCCUCCCCCUCCCCCAACAAUAUGUUAAAUCUCAAAAACCACCUCCCUCCACCCCAGUCUAACAUGCAUGACAAAUACUUAAGCCCCUACUGCUCAAAACUACUUUCACACCCUUCUCAAUGGAAAAUAUUCCCUUUCUAACAAGUUUAACUCUUGCUGUUUUCAAAAGCAUUACAGCUUUUAAAAACAUAUCACAUAUUCUUCACAUUUAUAAGAAACACAUCACUCCUAUCUACUUUAUUUUAUGCCUUGACAUAUUCAUCAUCUCCUUUUCCUUGUCUAAAUACUGUUCACUUUGAUGCUUGAUGCAAACAUUUUAUCCAUACAAUACCUCUUCCAAAAUCAACCAUAUUCCCUAAUUAUAAUAUUUUCUGUAAUUUCCUGCUGUGAAUAACACGUCCACCACAACUACCCAGUGUACUCAACAGACUUAUUGCUUUGUAUUUAUAAAGCACUAUCUUGAACUCUUAUACCCUCCUAUAAGGGAACUAUUCAUACUCUGCCAAAUUCCCAGGUACUUUCCUUUUCUCACACACAUACUGAAUGUACUUGCUUCUGGUUCUUCCGUUUUAAAAAAUUUUAAUCGUCCCUUCUCCAUAUAUGAAAUCUGCCUUCAUUUCAAAUAGUAUUCUUAUCACAUUUACUGUACUUCUACUUCCAUAUGUAGCAGCAUACUGAUUUCAUUCUUAACUGACAAGUUUAUUUACACUGUUGCUCUCUCUCAAACUAUUUCUUAUUAUAAAUAAAAUUUGCUGAUAAUGACUAAUCCAUUCCUUCACUACUUUUAAACCUUUUCUCUAUGUACUAUUCUCUGUUUGGCUUGCUUUUACAUAUUAUAAAAACUUUUCAUAUGCUUAAUUUUAAUUCUGUACUGCCCUUUCCAAUUAGCCAUUCCACUAUUUGUACCCCUUCCCUCUUGCACCCAUUCCACUAUGACCAGAAAUUGCUGUAAACUAGAAUUGCAUUUCUAAAUCCACCUUAUACCUCUUUAUAUCCUCAUUGUAACUUUUCUGUAAUUGUGGACUGGUCAAAGCUGCAGGUAUCUGGAGGUAUCACUUUUUUCAACAGACCAAAAGUCUACCACAAUAAAUAUAUAGCUAUGAUAUAUAGCUACCAUGUACAUUAUUAUUAUAUUCAAGGGGCGUGCCAAACCUCUACGGGGCCAUACAAUGCCUGGAGAAUGAGAAACAAGUCUGAUCCAUGAAAGAGACAGGUAGCUCCAGUUCCUUACAGCAAGAGUUUUUCACCAGCAUUGAAGGGAACUUCAAUGUACAGUUGAUGUAUGAAAAAACUAGUAAAAGUUAAGGAUGGUGAA
Molecule: messenger RNA, 11942 nt
Organism: Cherax quadricarinatus
Lineage: Eukaryota; Metazoa; Arthropoda; Malacostraca; Decapoda; Parastacidae
Source: RefSeq, a predicted model, not a curated record